GUCCAAUCUGGCAACACAGCGCAUAACAUCAGAAACGAAAUGGCUGAAGAGGAGGUCGAGCAAACUUCGGGAAUUCUUCAGGAAAUUUUCACUUCGCCUCUGAACAUUAGUUUGCUUUUUCUCUGUUUAUUUCUGUUGUACAAAAUCGUCCGCGGAGACAAGCCUACAGACUCUGGCCCGGUUGAAGAACCGAUGCCUAAACUAAAGAAAAGAGAUUUCACUUUAGCAGAGCUGCAAGAGUACGAUGGACUGAAAAACCCAAGAAUCCUGAUGGCUGUCAACGGGAAAGUGUUUGAUGUUACAAGAGGAAAGAAGUUCUACGGACCAGAGGGCCCUUAUGGGGUCUUUGCGGGCAGAGAUGCAUCCAGAGGACUGGCCACGUUCUGUUUGGAGAAGGAGGCCUUGAAAGACACUCAUGAUGAUCUUUCAGAUCUCAAUGCUAUGCAGCAGGAGGGCCUGAGCGAGUGGGAGACCCAGUUCACACAGAAAUAUGAUUAUGUUGGGAAGCUUCUUAAGCCUGGAGAAGAACCGACUGAGUACACAGAUGAUGAGGAAGUCAAGGACAAAAAGAAGGAUUAGAACAUGGAGAUCACGACAAACCUAGCUCUCCCAUUCAUGUUAGUUUUGUUGCGGUCACAUUUGCUGAUAGCUCAUUUUGACUGUUUUGUCUGACUCUGAACCACUUCGUAUACAUCACUGUGACCUUAAUUCGCACGUCAUGUGUUCAGAAACAUAAUCUCAUUUCACUGUAUUCAUAAACCUAAUGUAGUAUAUGUUGUAAUUACAGCAACUGUGACUCAUAAUCAUGUAAUUUGAAGAAUUCUUGGGGAAAAAUAUUCUUUGGGAAUAUAUGGCUUGCUAUAAAUAUGGGACACAAUUCUCGCUCUUUUUAUUUUGAUUGCCGACUCCAGAUUUUUAACUAACCGGAGAACAUUUAAACCAAAUACGUAUAUAAACAUCAAAAUACACUAGAAUGCUUUUAAAUGAGUGCCACAGUAAAAGUUGGAGUGGAGAUCUCUUUCAAGGGUGCUUGUCGGACCAGUUUCCCUGAUACAGAUUAAGAUGAGACCCAUACUAAAGAGGGUUUCGAGCAAACUUAUCACAUACUAGUCUUAACAUCUGCUCAGGACAUUUGUAGAUCAGAUACACAUUACAUUCCAUUAUGUUGAGAUUGCUUUUGACUUUUGUUACAUAGAAAAGUAUUUGCAAAACACCUUUUCUGCUCAUAAUGUUCAUUAUUAAAGAAUAUGAUUUAUUACCA
Molecule: messenger RNA, 1261 nt
Organism: Carassius carassius (crucian carp)
Lineage: Eukaryota; Metazoa; Chordata; Actinopteri; Cypriniformes; Cyprinidae
Product: membrane-associated progesterone receptor component 1-like
Exons: 3
Coding region: 40-579 (179 amino acids)
Cellular component (GO): endomembrane system; membrane
Source: RefSeq, a predicted model, not a curated record